AUAUUACAGUAAGAGAUGUUGGUGUUGUGGGCUGGAGCUUUGGUUCUCAUUAUAUGCAUUGCACAUUGGGUUUACUACUGGAGAAAUCCUAGAUGUAAUGGUAAACUUCCCCCUGGUUCUAUGGGUUUCCCACUUCUUGGGGAGACUCUUCAGUUCUUCACCCCCAACACUACUUCCGAUAUCCCUCCCUUUGUCAAAGAGAGGAUGAAAAGGUAUGGGCCGAUAUUCAAGACCAGUUUAGUGGGGCGACCGGUAAUCGUAUCGGCCGACCCGGAUCUCAACCACUUUGUGUUUCUUCAAGAAGGGCAGCUGUUUCAGAGCUGGUAUCCGGAUACGUUCACCGAGAUCUUUGGACGUCAAAAUGUGGGCUCGUUACAUGGGUUUAUGUACAAAUACCUCAAGAACAUGGUGCUUCAUCUCUUUGGUCCUGAAUGCCUGAAAAAGAUGCUCCCUGAAGUUGAAGAAACAGCUUGUCGAAGGUUACAACGCUGGUCAAACCAGGAAACAGUUGAAUUAAAAGAAGCAACCGCUGAGAUGAUAUUUGAUCUCACAGCGAAAAAGCUCAUAAGUUAUGACCAAGACAAUGCCUCCCAGAAUCUGAGGGAAAACUUUGUUGCAUUCAUACAAGGACUAAUCUCCUUUCCCUUGGAUAUUCCUGGAACAGCCUAUCACAAAUGUUUAGAGGGAAGGAAAAAUGCAAUGAAGAUGUUAAAGAACCUGCUAAACCAAAGGCGGGCAAUGCCGGUGAAGGGCCGAAGCGACUUCUUUGAUUAUGUCCUUGAAGAACUUGGUAAAGAGGGAACAAUCUUAACAGAGGCAAUCGCUCUGGAUUUGAUGUUCGUUCUACUAUUUGCCAGUUUUGAAACAACUUCCCUGGCUCUAACUUUAGCAGUUAAAUUCCUUUCUGAUGACCCUUCAGUUCUGAAAAAGUUAUGGGCAGAGCAUGAUGCAAUUCUAAGAAACAGGGAAAAUGCAGACUCCGGACUUACUUGGAAAGAAUACAAAUCAAUGACAUACACAUUCCAGUUCAUCAAUGAAACAGUUAGACUAGCAAAUAUAGUGCCAGGAAUCUUCAGAAAAGCACUAAGGGAAAUCCAAUUCAAAGGAUAUACCAUUCCAGCUGGUUGGGCAGUAAUGGUCUGUCCCCCAGCUGUGCACCUGAAUCCAGCAAAAUACCAAGAUCCCCUCACCUUUAAUCCAUCACGAUGGGAGGGAGGAGAAAUAAAUGGAGCCUCAAAGAAUUUCAUGGCAUUCGGUGGCGGCAUGAGAUUUUGUGUUGGAACAGACUUCACAAAAGUGCAGAUGGCAGUGUUUCUCCAUUGCCUGGUUACCAAGUACAGGUGGGAACCAAUCAAAGGUGGAAAUAUACUCAGAACUCCAGGUUUACAGUUUCCGGAUGGCUUUCAUGUACGGCUCAUGGAGAAAAAUAGAAUGGAGUAACUUUGCAGAAACAAGGCAGAACAAUGGCAACA
Hibiscus syriacus is the source of this 1472-nucleotide messenger RNA. Its product is annotated as cytochrome P450 87A3-like. The transcript has 9 exons. Gene Ontology annotation, biological process: sterol metabolic process. The coding region runs from base 16 to 1440 and encodes 474 amino acids. The record is from RefSeq and is a predicted model, not a curated record. Gene Ontology annotation, molecular function: heme binding; iron ion binding; monooxygenase activity. Lineage: Eukaryota; Viridiplantae; Streptophyta; Magnoliopsida; Malvales; Malvaceae.